UGUUUCCGUCCUUUUCUGGCUUCAAUGAAAAAGAAUGCGAAACAGCAAAACGUCGCGACCAGUGGAAAAUAUCCACGUCAGUCGCCAUUGGCCAUACCAGAGUCCGGCGGUUCUCCCGAUUAUGCAUUACGACCUAACCAGGCGGCUCCUCUCCAGGCACACAUGUCGGGAAAUCUGGCCGCUCUAAGCUUAUCACCAGAUAGUGAAUCCGUUGUUGUGGCCGGAAGAGAAGUCCUGAAAAUCUUGUCUGUCAGUAAAACAGAAAUAAGGGAAACCCUCAAUUUACGAAGUGGAAGUGAUUUGAAUCUGAAUUAUAGCAGCAACGAUGUCAAAUGGGGAAACAACGCUACGAGGCACAAGAUAGCCACAGCAGCAGCCAAUGGUGCUAUCGUUCUGUGGGACCUGAACAAGAUUGGGCGGAAAGUUGAUCGGGUCAUUACUGAGCAUACCCGUGUGGUGAAUCGAGUCUGUUUUCAACCCGAGAACGGCAAUAUUUUGCUAAGCGCUUCUCAAGACGGCACAAUGAAAUGCUGGGAUCUGCGUGAGAGCAAUCGUGGUUCUUGGCAUACCUUUGAAGGCAAAUCGGAAUCCGUGAGAGAUGUUCAAUUUAAUCCCGUGGUUCAUCAUGAAUUUGCUGCUGUGAUGGAUAAUGGCAAUAUCCAGAAAUGGGAUAUGCGAAAUCCAAAAGGGAUGUAUGACAGAAAGGUGAGCGCCCACAGUGGCACCGUGCUGACCGUGGACUGGCAUCCCGGUGGCAGAAUGGUGGCUACAGGCGGAAGAGAUAAAAUGAUCAAGGUGUGGGACAUGAGUGCCGACAGUCGACGGCCUAUUUAUACUAUCAAGACGGCCUCGGUUGUUUCCCGAGUCCAGUGGCGGCCAGGUCAUGACUAUGAACUUGCGUCGUGCGCUCUUAUCAGUGAUACCAAAAUUCGUAUAUGGGAUACCCGAAGACCGAAUCUUGCAAAGUAUGCAUUUGGCACUCAUGAACAUUGUCCUACCGGAUUUCAAUGGCUUAAUGCGGAUGUAUUGUAUUCAUGUGGCAAGGACCAGUUAUUCAUACGUCAAGAAAUACAAGAGUCGUAUCGUCCGCAUGAUUUGUUGAGAAGAAAUGGCAUGGGCUGGAAUAUCCAAGGCGAUUUGUCAUUUACUAUCGACAAGAGUUCAAGGCACCAUUUUGUGGACGAAAGCGUGAUGCCUUCGUCUGCUGUGAAUGCGUCCAAGCGCUGGAAGCGACCUACAGCCAAAACCACAAUUGAUGAAGAGCUUACUACUUACAUUCCUCCUCAAAUUUGCGGUAUUGCGCACCUUCCUUUGUUUGACUUUGAAGCGUUCUCAAUGUUUGCUGAACAUUACAACAUCUCGAGUGAGAAUGUCGUACUCGCUUGCGAACAAAAUAGUGCGCUUGCAUGGGAAGUGGGUCGGUAUCGUACGGCUCAAACCUGGAAAAUUGUUGCGUUGCUUUUCGCUUCCGACCCAGAGAGCGAACCAGACACACAGGACAUGACUGAAAGUAAAGAAAUGUCACUGGAAAGUAGCGGUGGGAACGCGUUGAAUCUCAUGGAGACGACUCAUUCAAGAAACCUGCCGUUGAAUGACAGUGAUUCAGAGAAUACGAACGAAUCCACCAGUUCUGAUAAAGACAGUAGCGAAAGCCUGUCUAGCUCGCCAUCGUCCGACCAAGCAGAGCUGUGGCCGGUAUGGCAGCAUGAGCAUACCGUCACUGAAUUGCUGGAUUAUUAUACGGAGCAAGGAGAUGUUCAAAUGUGUGUUACGUUGUACCUUGUAUUGGAAAAAUUCCUGAAUGUUCCGGAACACCGCAUAGAAGAUUGGUUCACAUCAUAUAUAGAUCUACUUCAUCGAUUCAAACUGUGGUCGACGGCGACAGCAGUGGCCAAAGCGUGCAAAGUGUCCCGUGUCCGUGAAAUGAACGAGAAUUCCACUACAUUUAAUAUCGCUUGUAAUCAUUGCUUCAAGCUCGUUAUCGGAACCGUACGAGGAUCCUGGGCUUGCGAUAAAUGCCAUCGAUUAUUGAAUCCAUGUUCCAUAUGUCACCAAACAGUGCGAGGGCUGUAUGUAUGGUGUCAAAGUUGUAACCAUGGCGGGCAUUUGGAACACAUGCGAGACUGGUUCAAGCAUGAAACGCAAUGUGCCACAGGCUGUGGCCAUACAUGCGUGUUGACCCCUCUGACCACCCUUCCCCAACAAUAACAGCUUGUAUUCGAAAAAAGAUACACACGCGCACACAUCCUGAAAACAGAGCACGUCAACUUGCUGGAAACGGGAAACUUCAAAAAGUAUUAGACAACCCGCUGUCUAUCUAUAUUCCGUCGGAUCCAUCAACCGAUAGGUUAAUGUGUGAUGGGCAGCAGCAGCAUAUUGAUAUCCUAUCCAUUAUUGAACACAGAUGGAAAUCACUGUACAUAUCAAAUUUAUAUAAUGUAUAACCCUUCUCAUUUUGCUUGAUUCCAUUCUUGUGUUGAUGUGGUAAUAUAUCUCUCAGUUUUGGGUGCAAAAACCCCGUCCCACUCUCUCCUCCGUCCAUUUUUUUGGGUUCAUCCAAGUGACAGCGGUUUCCUUUUCGGGGAAAUUUUGCAUCCAGUUUCCAUCCAUCUAGUUUUUC
This is a messenger RNA of Radiomyces spectabilis, 2620 nucleotides long. RefSeq names its product WD40-repeat-containing domain protein. The record is from RefSeq and is a predicted model, not a curated record. Gene Ontology annotation, biological process: positive regulation of TOR signaling. Gene Ontology annotation, molecular function: protein binding. The transcript is spliced from 18 exons. Bases 25 to 2208 code for a protein of 727 amino acids. Lineage: Eukaryota; Fungi; Mucoromycota; Mucoromycetes; Mucorales; Radiomycetaceae.